AUGGCUCAAAGGGGAUUCCUCGUGCCAGAAUGGUACCACACAGACCCUCCCACGGAUGAGGACAUGAACAUCGCCAGUAUCAUCUGGGGGUUUUCACUGUCCUGCGCCUGCUUUACCUUUGUGAAGGGUGCGCGGCAAAGUUGGAUCUCUUACAGAAGGACCAAAAACGUCAACGCAUAUGUUGUCAUGAUAUGGCUUGAAUGGUUAGCCUGUCUGGUUAUUUCUGUGAUCAGCUGGCUGUUUUUGAGGGGUGUCAUCCCUAUAAGCUUCUGGUUCGCUUUCUUCCUUCUCUGCCUGUGGGUGAUACAGAUCCAAUGCAUCAUGCAAAUCAUCAUCAACCGAAUCGCCCUCCUCAUGGUCCGCCAAGAAAAAGCACGCAAAAUCCGUUGGACCGUUUUCGCCAUCAUCUCUGCCAUAAACAUCAGCGUUUUCUGUAUCUGGAUUCCCGCCAGGUUGCAAAUCAGCGAGACUUAUGUCAAUGUCAACAAUGUGUGGGAUAGGUGCGAGAAGGCCAUUAUCGCCAUCGUCGACAUGGGUCUGAACUUCUACUUCAUUCACCUAGUCCGGGCGAAGCUCAUUGCCAACGGCCUCACGAAGUAUACAAGGCUCUUCCACUUCAACCUGGGCAUGAUCGCCAUCUCACUGGCACUUGAUAUUAUCCUCAUUGGUGUCAUGUCCCUUCCGAACAGCGUCAUCUACGUUCAGUUCCACCCCCUCAUCUACUUGGUGAAACUACACAUCGAGAUGAACAUUGCGGAUCUCAUUGCCCGCGUGGUCAAGGCAUCGAACCCGCACCAGACGGGAUCCUACGGUAACUCUCACUCGAACCGACAUGAAGGAAGCCACAAGAUGACCACGAUGGUCCGUACUGGGCACAACACUGGCACACAGUCGCGAAUUGACGAAGAAACUGAGGACUCAUACCACCAUAACCGCUUCCCCAAGGGUGGUAUCCAGCGGACGAUCGAGACCCAGGUUAUCAGGGAGGAUAAAGACGACGACGCCCAAAGCGAGUCGAGCUCCACCCGUGAGUUGCAGAAGCACUUCGCCAUCGUGUAG
Molecule: messenger RNA, 1059 nt
Organism: Neoarthrinium moseri
Lineage: Eukaryota; Fungi; Ascomycota; Sordariomycetes; Amphisphaeriales; Apiosporaceae
Exons: 3
Coding region: 1-1059 (352 amino acids)
Source: RefSeq, a predicted model, not a curated record